AUGAGAGCAGGUAGAGAGUUUAGGGCAAGACUCCUUCCAGCUUCAACAACUGAGCCACCCUUCAGGAGGGCUGAAGCAAGAGAAAGCGGUGAAAAUAAACAGAAAGUGGAAAGAGUAGAUGUCAACCUUCAGAUAGAUGAGAGUUACUAUGUAGAUGUGGGGGGUGAACAGAAACGCUGGCAAUGUCCCAUGUGUGAGAAGUCUUAUACAUCCAAGUACAAUUUGGUCACCCAUAUCUUGGGGCACAGCGGCAUUAAGCCACAUGCGUGCACCCGAUGUGGCAAGCUUUUUAAGCAGCUGAGCCACUUGCACACACAUAUGUUGACACACCAGGGCACUCGGCCACACAAGUGCCAGGUGUGCCACAAGGCUUUCACUCAAACCAGUCACCUUAAGAGACACAUGAUGCAACACAGUGACAUCAAGCCUUACAACUGCAGGAUCUGUGGCAGAGGUUUUGCCUAUCCCAGCGAGCUGAAAGCACAUGAGUCUAAGCACAAGAGUGGCCGAGAGAACAUUUGUGUGGAGUGUGGUCUGGACUUCCCAACCUUGGCCCAGCUGAAGAGACACUUAACAACCCACCGUGGCCCUAUACAGUACAAUUGCACUGAAUGCGAUAAGACCUUCCAGUACCCGAGUCAGCUGCAAAACCACAUGAUGAAGCACAAAGACAUCCGCCCGUACAUCUGCACUGAAUGCGGCAUGGAGUUUGUACAGCCCCACCAUCUCAAACAACACUCCCUAACUCACAAGGGUGUGAAAGAGCACAAAUGUGGAAUUUGUGGCCGGGAAUUUACUCUGCUGGCCAACAUGAAACGACAUGUCCUGAUCCACACCAAUAUCAGAGCCUAUCAAUGCCAUUUGUGCUUCAAGAGCUUUGUGCAAAAGCAGACUCUCAAGGCCCACAUGAUUGUUCACUCUGAUGUUAAACCCUUUAAAUGCAAGCUGUGUGGAAAGGAAUUUAACAGAAUGCACAAUUUAAUGGGACACAUGCACUUGCACUCGGACAGUAAGCCUUUCAAGUGCCUUUACUGUCCCAGCAAAUUCACCUUGAAAGGGAACCUAACCAGACACAUGAAAGUCAAACAUGGGGUCAUGGAAAGAGGAUUUCAUUCUCAAGGUUUUGGAAGAGGAAGAAUUGCUCUGUCCCAGAAAAAUGUCUUGAGAAGCUUGGAACAGGAAGAGCCCUUUGAUCUUUCCCAGAAAAGCCAAGGGAAGGGAAUGUCAUUUCAUUCGGAUGGUGAAAGUGCCAAGGGAAGCUCAUGCCAGGAAGAAGAGGAAGACAACUGCUAUGAGGCAGAGCGGUACAGCCCUGCCAUGUACCACCACAAUGACAACAAGCUGUAUGUGGCUCAAGAUCUGUCUGGCAAACCUGAGUGCAUGAUGAAGGACUUCAGAGAGUCCUGCUGCAAUGAGAAGGAAGAAGUGCUAAGUGAGGGAGAACUGGAGAAGAGAAUAGGAAAUUCAGAUAAACAGGAGAGUCAAGGAGAGAGAGGCCUUGCAAACAACAAAGAACACCUCAGCUUUAGAUCCUUUGAAAAGGCUAGACUUGGCCACUCUCUCUCGGAUUACUUGUAUUUCAAGCACAGGAACAAGAGUUUGAAAGAAUUGCUGGAAAGAAAAAUGGAAAAACAAACAAUGAUUAUAGGCAUUUAAAAUGGACAUUUUAAAACAGCUGGAAAAUGGGAACCAGAUAGCUUUU
Messenger RNA from Nipponia nippon (crested ibis), 1702 nucleotides. The record is from RefSeq and is a predicted model, not a curated record. Lineage: Eukaryota; Metazoa; Chordata; Aves; Pelecaniformes; Threskiornithidae.